Frankliniella occidentalis (western flower thrips) is the source of this 1817-nucleotide messenger RNA. RefSeq names its product UDP-glycosyltransferase UGT5. The transcript has 5 exons. Gene Ontology annotation, molecular function: UDP-glycosyltransferase activity. The record is from RefSeq and is a predicted model, not a curated record. The coding region runs from base 42 to 1679 and encodes 545 amino acids. NCBI's taxonomy places the organism in Eukaryota, Metazoa, Arthropoda, Insecta, Thysanoptera, Thripidae.
UAGUCCACCUGCAGCCGCCGCUCCGAGCGCACCGUGUGACCAUGGCGCGCGUAGUCCUGGUGCUGGCGGUGCUCGCCCUGCUCAUCGCGGUGGUGCACGGCGGCGGCGGGGCCGCGACGGCCCGCACGGGCCCGGCGCGCAUCCUGGUGGCCAUGCCCUGGAACAACUACAGCCACAUGCAGGUGGUGUACCCCGUGGUGCGCGCGCUCUGCGCCCGCGGCCACGAGGUCGUCCUGCUCAGCCGCGUGCCCAUGCCGCCGCCCCUCCCCGCCAACUUCAAGUUCGUCCAGCUCGACUUCAACUCGCCGGCGCAACAGUACGGCUUCGAGAUAGGGCGACUACAGCAGAUCUCAGCGCCGUUCCGGGACGCGUACAACAUCCUCGCCCUGGGCCUGGACCAUUGCCAGCUCCUGCUCGGCCAGGAGCCGGUGCAGCGGCUGCUGCAGGGCGGCCCGGGCGGGGCACCGGCCGAGCGCUUCGACCUGGUCAUCACGGAGCUCUUCUUCACGGACUGCUACGUGGCGCUGGCGCACCGCCUGGGCGCGCCGCACCUGUUCGUCAACUCGGGCCCGCUGCCGCCCUGGGGCUACGCGCGCUUCGGCGUGCCCUCCAACCCCGCGCACGUGGCCGCCUUCUCGCUGCCCGUCACGGACGACAUGCCCUUCGCGGCGCGGCUGCAGAACGCGGCGCUGUGGGCCGCCAACGCCGCCCUGUACCACCUGUGGUUCGCGCCCCGCGAGCAGGCCGUCGUGGACGCGCUGGUGCCGGCGGGGACGCCGCCCCUCGCGCGCCUGCUGCCCGACGCUGCCAUGCUGCUGCUCAACACGCACCCCGCGCUCUCCCCCGCCCGCCCGCUGCCCCCCAACGUGGUGGAGGUGGGCGGGCUGCACAUUGCGCCCGAGCAGGCCCUGCCGCAGGACCUAGAGCAGUUCGUGAGCGGCGCCAAGGACGGCGUGAUCCUGUUCUCGCUGGGCUCCAUGAUCCGCGCCUCCUCGCUGCCCAAGGAGAACGCGGCCGCCCUGCUGCGCGGCUUCGGCGCCCUCAAGCAGCGCGUCGUCUGGAAGUGGGAGGACGAGGCCCCCGGCCCGGUGCCCAAGAACGUGCGCCUGUCCAAGUGGCUGCCCCAGUUCGAUGUUCUUUGCCACAACAACACUCGCCUGUUCAUCGGCCACGGCGGUCUGCUCAGCACCUCCGAGGCGGCGCACUGCGGCGUCCCCCUCCUGGGCAUCGCCAUGUACGGCGACCAGCGCACCAACCUGGCCGCCGUCGCCAAGGCGGGCGCCGGCCGCAGCCUUCCCUACAGCACCCUCAAGAACGCCGACCUCUUCCUCAAGAACGUCAAGGACCUGCUGGAGGAUCCCAGCUUCCAGCAGAGCGCCACCGCGCUGUCGGAGCGCUUCCGGGACCGGCCCAUGUCCCCGCUGGACACGGCCGUGUACUGGACCGAGUACGUGAUCCGCCACAAGGGUGCCCCGCACCUGCGCGGCGCGGCGCGCAACCUCACCUGGUACCAGGAGGCGCUGCUGGACGUGUUCGCCGUCGUGUUCCUGUGCCUGGCCGCCGCGCUGUACGUCGCUUGGACCGUGGUCCGCACCCUGCUGCGCCUCGUGAUGCGGGUGGGCUGCUCGCUGACGGGCGCCUGCGACCAGAAGGCCGCCCCCAAGAAGAAGAAGCAAUAGGGGUCCGCGGGCCUGGCCAAGCUACCGGACGUGCCGCAGGUAGCAGCGGAGAACCUCCGAACAUCGAGCAAAAUUUCUGCUCCGCCAGCCGCGCGGGUGGCUCCGCCGGGGGCACAAGUCCUGCCUACGCAGACGGCG